CUCCGAAUUCCCCGAGACUGGCCGAAAGGCUAGCGGGUAGUCAGCGGUUUUGACAGUCGCCGGAGCGCGUCAAGCUUGAUCAUACGCCGACAGGUUCAAUAUAAAAGGUUCGAAUGGCAAAACAAGAUCCAAGUACCUAGCCUUCUUAAUAUUAGAAACUCCAGAUCAGAAAGAAAGGUUAUCUAAUCAAAACAACAUAGAUAUCAUACGCAAUGGCGAGUGACAAUAAGGGGAAGCCUCCAUACCCACCUUUCACGGCGGAAACUGCGCAGAUCAAGGUGAAGGCUGCGCAAGAUGCUUGGAACACGAAGGACCCAGCAAAGGUAAAGCUAGCCUACACGCCGGACUCGAUCUGGCGCAACCGAGACACCUUUCUGCAAGGCCGGGAGGAGAUCGAGGCCUUCCUGACCAAGAAGUGGGAGCGCGAGAACGGGUACCGCCUCCGCAAGGAGCUGUUCGCCUUCACCGACAACAAGAUCGCCGUGCAGUUCUGGUACGAGUGGUACGACGUCCAAGGCCAGUGGUGGCGCACCUACGGGCUCGAGGACUGGACGUUUGCUGAGGAUGGGCUGAUGAGGAAGAGGCAGAUGAGUGGGAAUGAUGUGAAGAUUACUCAGGAAGAGAGAUGGUACAAAGAUGGCGUUGACGUCAAUACUGUUGUCAUCUCCGAGAAGCAUUGGUGAGACUGGGGAGAUGGAAACUCAGUUUCUGGUAGGAAAAGGGACUGGACAGCAAAAUAUGAUGCGGUUGUUUGAUAAAUUAUUAUUCUUGUUUCCAGCUCAUAAACAAUGAAACAACUUAUUGAAAACAAAGCACUCAAGUUCAAGCAAAGAAAAAAAGGGGUAAAAGUCAAUCUCGCAAUAGUACUACAGCACCAACCCAAAAACCCAUAUACCCAUGCAUAGCAUUUUAGAUUAGCAUACCUACAUACCUAGGCACCGUACCAGUCGCGCGGUCUCGACCAAAU
Hypoxylon fragiforme is the source of this 967-nucleotide messenger RNA. Its product is annotated as DUF1348-domain-containing protein. Bases 213 to 683 code for a protein of 156 amino acids. Lineage: Eukaryota; Fungi; Ascomycota; Sordariomycetes; Xylariales; Hypoxylaceae. The transcript is spliced from 3 exons. The record is from RefSeq and is a predicted model, not a curated record.